AUGUCAGAUUCCAACACAACCGACUUCACCAACCCCUCCACCUUCAUCCUGCUGGGCAUUCCUGGCCUGGAGGCGGCCCAUGUCUGGAUCUCCAUCCCCUUCUGCACCAUGUACAUCAUAGCCAUCUUGGGGAACUUCACCAUCCUGUCCAUCGUAAAGACGGAGCCAAGCCUCCAUGUGCCCAUGUACUAUUUCCUGUGCAUGCUGGCCAUCACCGACCUGGUCCUGUCUACAUCCAUCCUGCCCAAAACGCUGAGCAUUUUCUGGUUUAAUUCCAGGGAAAUAGAUUUCAGUGCCUGCCUCACCCAGAUGUACUUCCUUCACUGCUUUUUAGUGAUGGAGUCUGGGAUCUUCGUGGCCAUGGCUUUGGAUCGCUAUGUGGCCAUCUGCCACCCCCUGAGACAUUCUACCAUCCUGACAAACCCCGUGGUGGCCAACAUCGGUGUGGCCGUAGUCCUGCGUGGUGGCAUGAUCAUACUGCCCUCUUUCCUCCUGGCAAGGCAAUGGCCAUAUUGCAGAAUCAACAUCAUUCCCCACACGCACUGUGAACACAUGGCUGUGUUGAAGCUGGCCUGCGCUGACACCCGUGUCAGUAGUUACUACGGCAUCUUUGUGUUAUUCUUUGCGAUGGGUCUGGAUGUGAUUUUUAUCGCCGUGUCCUAUACCCAGAUCCUCAGGGCCAUCUUCAGCCUCCCCACAAAGGACGCCCGGCUCAAGACUUUUGGGACCUGCGGCUCCCACCUCUGCGCCAUCUUAUCCUUUUACAUCCCAGCUCUCUUCUCCUUCCUCACGUACCGUUUUGGCCACAAUGUGCCCCUACAUUUCCAUGUUCUCAUUGGCAACGUGUACCUCCUGGUGCCCCCCAUGAUAAACCCUAUUAUCUAUGGUGUGAGGACCAAACAGAUCCGGAACAGGCUUCUCCGGUUCAUUAUACAUAAAGGGACUACAUUUUUCUCUUGGUGCUCUGGCUCUCGGACCAAGUUCCGUGAAGAUCUGGGUGGUGAGUUGGUGCUGGGUCCACUUCCCUGA
Molecule: messenger RNA, 1029 nt
Organism: Terrapene triunguis (Three-toed box turtle)
Lineage: Eukaryota; Metazoa; Chordata; Testudines; Emydidae
Product: olfactory receptor 52R1-like
Exons: 1
Coding region: 1-1029 (342 amino acids)
Biological process (GO): G protein-coupled receptor signaling pathway
Cellular component (GO): membrane
Molecular function (GO): G protein-coupled receptor activity; olfactory receptor activity
Source: RefSeq, a predicted model, not a curated record